Molecule: messenger RNA, 975 nt
Organism: Hyalella azteca
Lineage: Eukaryota; Metazoa; Arthropoda; Malacostraca; Amphipoda; Hyalellidae
Product: probable glutamate receptor
Exons: 8
Coding region: 1-975 (324 amino acids)
Cellular component (GO): membrane
Molecular function (GO): ligand-gated monoatomic ion channel activity
Source: RefSeq, a predicted model, not a curated record
AUGAUUCAGGCGACCGAAUCUGCUCGGCCUGCUUGGCAGAUCAACCGCCUGGCGCUCACAAAUGGCAUGCAAUUAGGCUUCAAAACGCUCGGCUUGUGGACGCCAAACAAUAAAGCCAGCAUGAAAGACAACGAAAAACAAAACUUCAUUGAAAAUUUACAGCCAUCAAUUCCUCUGAAUUUUGGAGGGAAAACCAUUAUUCUCUCUGGAGGGAAGCUCACCCAACCUUUUGUCGAGAAGACACAGGUAAUGAGUUGCUACUACGACACAAAGAACGCUACGCGAUGUACGGGCUACGUCGGGGAGCUCGUGAACAUCAUCGCUGCAUCUCUGAACACGAGCCUCGCUAACAUCAAGGGGGGAGACUGUGGGGCCGCGUCUUCAAAUAAGAGUCGUCUUAACGAUGUUCAACGCGGGGCGGCAGACCUGGCGGUGGGAACGUGCGUACUAACGCAGGAGCGAGCUCAGAUUGCCCACAGCUUCGAGUGGUUUGAGCUGCAGGGAACUUUUAUCAGCACCGCGGCCCUCAAGACUCUCCAGCAGCCUUUCCUUAUCGCCGACAUUUUUAAGGCGGAGGUUUGGUUGCUUGUGCUGGCAGUUACAGCAGCAGCCACUAUUGCGUUCCUGUUCAUCCAGACAAUAAUGGAUGAGCCAAGAGAUAUCGUUGAAAUCCCCUUGCGUGCCAUUCUCUCUCAAGGGUACAGUCCUCGGACUGGAUAUUUUGCAACACGCUUGCUCGAACUGGUGACUUGGGCUUUCACCAUUCCCUUGGUGGCUCUCUACGCGGGCAACCUCACUGCUAGUCUCUCUAGUCCGAGGUUUGAGGCUCCAGUCAACUCCUGGUCUGAUCUGGCCGCGCGUCCUGACAAAAUCCCGGUAUUCUUCCCCAACGAUCCUAUUCAUCAGCUGCUCGUGGUUUGGUCUCCUAGGCACUGCGACGUAGCCGGGGCACCAGACAACGUAGACGUGACGUAA